AUGUUAAAGGAAACUAAAAAGUUUAUUGGUAAAUCCCUUCAGCCAGCACGACCUGUGCAUCAUCUGUCUUCUAAACAAGAAAGGAUCAAAUACAGCAGAGAUUUCCUUCUGAAACUUUCAAGUGUUUCUCUUUCUCAGAAGAAGCCAGAGUUUCUUCCUGAUCAUCCAAUUGUACUUGAAAAGCCAGCUGGAGGACACCCCUACUGCUCAGAUGCAAGGGACAACAGCAAGACUUCUUAG
Nipponia nippon (crested ibis) is the source of this 240-nucleotide messenger RNA. The record is from RefSeq and is a predicted model, not a curated record. NCBI's taxonomy places the organism in Eukaryota, Metazoa, Chordata, Aves, Pelecaniformes, Threskiornithidae.